Molecule: messenger RNA, 1481 nt
Organism: Acomys russatus (golden spiny mouse)
Lineage: Eukaryota; Metazoa; Chordata; Mammalia; Rodentia; Muridae
Gene: Igsf11
Product: immunoglobulin superfamily member 11
Exons: 7
Coding region: 133-1419 (428 amino acids)
Biological process (GO): homophilic cell-cell adhesion
Cellular component (GO): cell-cell junction
Molecular function (GO): ionotropic glutamate receptor binding
Source: RefSeq, a predicted model, not a curated record
GCGGAGGCCCGCGUCGCGCAGGUGUCCCCGAGCUCAAGAACCUCUGCGCGGCUCCCCGCCGCCACUUCUCGGACGAACUCCGGCUGCGAAUCGGGUUAGAAAUAAGUGUUUACAAUCGCUUGCGGUUACUAGAUGGCUUUGGAAAACUUUGUAGCUUUACAACAACCUUUAAGGAGUUUGCGAGGUGUCACAGUGUCCCUGGAAGUGUCCGAGAGCCCUGGCAGUGUCCAGGUGGCCCGGGGCCAGACAGCAGUCCUACCCUGCGCCUUCUCUACCAGUGCCGCCCUCCUUAACCUAAACGUCAUUUGGAUGGUCAUUCCCCUCUCCAAUGCAAACCAGCCUGAGCAGGUCAUUCUCUAUCAGGGUGGACAGAUGUUUGACGGUGCCUCCAGGUUCCACGGGAGGGUAGGAUUUACAGGCACCAUGCCCGCUACCAAUGUCUCCAUCUUCAUCAACAAUACACAGCUGUCAGAUACGGGCACCUACCAGUGCUUGGUGAAUAACCUUCCAGACAGAGGGGGCAGGAACAUUGGGGUCGCUGGCCUCACAGUGUUAGUCCCCCCUUCUGCUCCGCACUGCCAAAUCCAAGGAUCCCAGGACAUUGGCAGUGACGUCAUCCUCCUGUGUAGUUCAGAGGAAGGCAUCCCUCGGCCCACUUACCUUUGGGAGAAGUUAGAUAAUACGUUCAAGCUACCUCCCACAGCCACUCAGGAUCAGGUCCAGGGAACAGUCACCAUCCGGAAUAUCAGUGCCCUGUCUUCCGGCCUGUACCAGUGUGUGGCUUCUAAUGCCAUCGGGACCAGCACCUGUCGCCUGGAUCUCCAGGUUAUCUCACCCCAGCCCCGAAGUGUUGGAGUAAUAGCUGGAGCUGUUGGUACUGGUGCAGUUCUUAUCGUUGUUUGCGUUGCACUAAUUUCAGGGGCAUUCCUUUACUGGAGAAGCAAAAAUAAAGAGGAAGAGGAGGAAGAGAUUCCUAAUGAAAUCAGAGAGGAUGAUCUCCCACCCAAAUGCUCUUCUGCCAAAGCAUUUCACACAGAGAUAUCCUCCUCAGAAAACAACACGUUGACCUCUUCCAAUACCUACAACAGUCGAUACUGGAACAACAAUCCAAAGCCCCAUAGAAACCCAGAGUCAUUAAACCACUUCACUGACUUACGCCAGUCUUUCUCUGGCAACGCCGGCAUGCCAUCCAUCUAUGCAAAUGGGAGCCAUCUGGUCUCUGGCCCACAGAAGACUCUGGUAGUGACAGCCAACAGAGGGUCAUCACCCCAGGUCAUGCCCAGGAACAAUGGUUCAGUCAGCAGGAAGCCUUGGCCUCAGCACACACAUUCCUACACUGUCAGCCAAAUGACCCUGGAGCGGAUUGGUGCAGUUCCUGUUAUGGUGCCUGCUCAGAGUCGGGCGGGGUCCCUGGUAUAGGACACUUGAGGAUGCUGUGUUCGGAAGAUAGAGGAAUGAAACACCUCCAGACAAGGGGAAGA